Molecule: messenger RNA, 474 nt
Organism: Anoplophora glabripennis (Asian longhorned beetle)
Lineage: Eukaryota; Metazoa; Arthropoda; Insecta; Coleoptera; Cerambycidae
Exons: 2
Coding region: 154-474 (106 amino acids)
Molecular function (GO): zinc ion binding
Source: RefSeq, a predicted model, not a curated record
GUUUUAGUGUUGAAAAAUUACUGGAUUUGUUAGAUGAACUUGUAGAUGAGAAAAUGUGGAAGCGAAUUAUAAACACAGAAAGACCUAAUGCGAAUAAUUACCAACACAAAAUAACCGUAGAAGCACACAAAAAAGCCGAACAGAUGAAGGAUAAUGUACAAUACUCAGAAUUUGGAACAUUCAAGGUACAAUCAUGUACGAUAUCUAUGUGAAUGCCCAGAAUAUGCAGUAAAAUGUACAAUGUGUAAACAUAUACAUGCUGUAGUUCUGUUUGAGGAGAGAAGCGAGUCUGUUUUAGGUCUUUCAAGCAGUUCUCCGUGUUCCGAAGAAAGUAAUGUGUUAUGUAUUGAUGAACCCACGACAAGCCAGAUCCGAUAUCAAGACGAUUUAACUCAUUUCCUAGAUGAAAACUGCAGGAAUCAAAAUUCUAAUAAACCAAUAAAAUUUGAAAAUAGACGUGAGGUAUCUAUGUGA